Molecule: messenger RNA, 1355 nt
Organism: Clupea harengus (Atlantic herring)
Lineage: Eukaryota; Metazoa; Chordata; Actinopteri; Clupeiformes; Clupeidae
Product: cathepsin Z
Biological process (GO): proteolysis
Molecular function (GO): cysteine-type peptidase activity
Source: RefSeq, a predicted model, not a curated record
GACGUCAAGAGAGAAUUUUCGUUUCAAGACUGGGUCCCGCCAUGUUCAUGGAUGCAAUGGCUUCCUGCAUAACAGUGUUGUUUUGUAUAUGUUAUCUGGUAGAGUUAUGCGUUGGGGCGACCCAUGUUUUAAGUCAAGUUUCUGGUUCCUGUUACAAACCCAUCCAGGACGACGACAGACCCAAUUUUGUUAAGACAUAUCCUCGACCCCACGAAUACAUAAAUGUCUCCGAUCUCCCCAAGUCUUGGGACUGGCGGAACAUUGAUGGCAAGAACUAUGUUAGCAUCACCCGUAAUCAACAUAUUCCACAGUACUGCGGUUCAUGUUGGGCUAUGGGUUCGACCAGCGCCCUUGCAGACCGUAUUAACAUCAAGCGCAAAGGAGUAUGGCCCUCUGCGUACCUGUCUGUGCAGAACGUGAUUGACUGCGCAAGGGCAGGAUCGUGCUUCGGAGGUGAUCAUGUCGGGGUGUAUGCCUACGCCCACAAAAAGGGAAUUCCUGACGAAACCUGCAACAAUUAUCAAGCUAAAAACCAAAUGUGUGACACUUUCAACCAAUGCGGGACAUGCACAUUCUUUGGGUCAUGUGACACUGUGAAGAACUACACCAUUUGGCAGGUUGGUGAUUAUGGGGAGGUGUCUGGACGAGAUAAAAUGAAGGCAGAGAUCUACACUAAUGGACCAAUCAGUUGUGGCAUCAUGGCCACGGCCGGCUUGGAGGCCUACUCAGGGGGUGUCUUUGCUGAAUUCCACCCCCUCUCCCUGAUGAAUCACAUCGUGGCCGUAGCCGGAUGGGGAGUGGCAGAGGAUGGGACGGAAUACUGGGUCGUCAGGAAUUCGUGGGGAGAGUUUUGGGGAGAGCAUGGAUGGGCCAGAGUGGUCACGAGUGCUUAUAAAGGAGGCAAGGGGAACUGGUACAACCUAGCAAUUGAGAAAAGCUGUGCAUUCGGGGAUCCAAUCGUGACAUAACAGACUAACACUCUAAAUGAAUUAAUCUGGCUGACCUUUGGAUACCACAACAAGAUCCUUUGUUAGGCUGUUUUUAUUGGGGAGUGUGUGUUUGUUUGUGUGAGUGUGCGUGUAAGAGAGAGAGCGAUGGAAUGAGAGAGAGAGAGUGCUUGAGAGAAAGAAAAAGGAAGGUAUACAUUUAUAAGUACGAAAUUCAGUUCAAGUGGUUAUAUGAGAAAGUUAAAUGAGAAAAUGUACAGUGAAACUGAGAUGUAAAUAUCUUUCCAUUUAUGUGUAUGUAAAUGAAUGACAUUCAGUUGUUGAAUAUUGUUAGAUAUUUCAUUGAUCUAUGUAUAUUAAAACUGUCACAGACAAUGUAUAGGUCUGAAUAAAUGUCACAAAGCUGUC